Messenger RNA from Mucor velutinosus, 678 nucleotides. RefSeq lists its product as uncharacterized. The transcript has 2 exons. NCBI's taxonomy places the organism in Eukaryota, Fungi, Mucoromycota, Mucoromycetes, Mucorales, Mucoraceae. The record is from RefSeq and is a predicted model, not a curated record. Bases 1 to 678 code for a protein of 225 amino acids.
AUGAAUAGCCGGCUAUAUAAUCCUGAUGAAAACAAGCCAGCUAUGAGCAACAUCUUUCCUUUCACUCUACGCACUAUGAAGACACCUUCCCUCAGCAUCAGGUUCAGAAAGAGAUGUCAGAAGAACAGACUGUCUAUGCCGAUCCUAGUGUGGUCUAUGCCGUCUUCCAGCUCCUCUCCCAACGCAUCCGGCCGAGCCUCUUCGCACUCCAACCUGUCAUCCCUCAGAAGCAUGCCAUCCUAUCAAACUGAUUUGGUCAGAGAACACAGCAGCCAAGAACUGAAAGUGUUGCAGGAGCAGAUCAAUGGCUUGGCCAAGAAGCUAGUCUCUGCUGAGGAGGCCCUUUUUCAAUGGAAAACAGAGUUUUAUGAUUUGCAGAAUCGAUUUCAAGAGGUUUUAAACGAGCAUGACGUCGCUACAGAAGAUACACGCCAAAUAUUGCAAGAGUCAGAACAUGUGCGUUCCAAACGGUUUAUGACGAAUGCUUCGUCCAUUGCUAUUCAUGGUUCUUCGGAGGAGGAGCAAGAGCAAAAAUCACAAGACCACAGAUAUGUUCAUAGAGCAUCGUUAAGAUCUCUCUCCAGGAUCAAAGUGCUCCGAUUCUUCAAGCGCAAACGUAAUGAUUGCCCCAUCUUUCGUUUCUAUGGUUUAAAACCCCUGCUUAGAAAACAAUUAUAG